Molecule: messenger RNA, 768 nt
Organism: Ailuropoda melanoleuca (giant panda)
Lineage: Eukaryota; Metazoa; Chordata; Mammalia; Carnivora; Ursidae
Product: alpha-1-acid glycoprotein
Exons: 6
Coding region: 48-665 (205 amino acids)
Biological process (GO): regulation of immune system process
Source: RefSeq, a predicted model, not a curated record
CUCCAGCCACCAGUUCUGCCUGAGUCCAGGUGCCUCUCCAUCCGGCCAUGGCGCUGUCCUGGGCCCUCACCGCCCUGAGCCUCCUUCCCCUGCUGGAUGCCCAGAGCCCGGUGUGUGCCAACCUCACGGCGGAGCCUAUCACCAACGCCACCCUGGACCAGAUCUCUGGCAAGUGGUUUUACAUCGCCUCGGCCUUCUACAACCCGGAGUUCAACCAGUCGUCUAGAACGAUCCAUGCAGCCUUCUUUUAUUUUGCUCCCAACCAUACUGAUGACAAAAUACUGCUCAGAGAGUACCAAACCAUUGGGGACAAGUGCGUCUACAACUCCAGCUAUCUGAAGGUCCAGCGGGAGAAUGGGACCCUGUCCAAAUACGAGUAUGGAAAAGAACAAUUUGCCGAUCUCCUGCUCACCAAGGAUCCCAAGAUCUUCAUGCUUGGCUUUGCCCUCAAAGAUGAGCAGAACAAGGGACUGUCCUUCUAUACUGACAAGCCAGAAGUGACAGAGGAGCAAAUGAGAGUGUUCCACGAAGCCAUCACGUGCAUAGGCAUGCAGAAGUCGGAGAUCAGUUACACCGAUGCGAAAAAGGAUCUGUGUGGACCGCUGGAUAAGCAGCACAAGGAAGAAAGGCAGAAGGAGAAGGAGGGAGACACAGCACUGGGUUAGGCCCUCGGGGACGUGGGGGCCCGUCGGCAGCCCUCUGCCCACCCCCUGCACAUCAGGUUUUCGUCUCAGCUGCAUCAAUACAGCUCCUGCAUGUGAAACAGGA